CGAGACGCCUACUCCUUCCCCCGGUUGGUGUUCUGGCAUCGAAGCCGAAGGGGUGCCAUUUUGCUUGAGGGCGCGGGCCAGGACCGUCCGCUGAGGCCAUGUUAGUGCGGGGCGGUCUCAACCCUCCGCAGGGCACGAAGCGAGGUUCUGGGAAAGAGAAACCGGGAGAGGAAAAGAAGGGCGCGGAUGGCGUCGGGGCGCCCCGAGGAGCUGUGGGAGGCCGUGGUCGGGGCUGCUGGGAGCCACUGCCUCCAGGACAUCGCCCUGGCCCACAGGGCUGCCGCUGCUGCCCGGCCUCCCAUCCCCCCACCAGCACCACAGCCGCCCAGCCCUGUAGGGAGCCCAUCCCAGCUUGCCCUGCCCAGGGAGGAAGACAAGGAGGAGGAGGACGAGCUGACAGAGACGGAGACCUCUGGGGAGCGGCUGGGCGUCAGCGAUAAUGGAGGGCUCUUUGUGAUGGACGAGGAUGCCACGCUCCAGGACCUGCCCCCCUUCUGCGAGUCGGACCCCGAGAGCACAGACGACGGCAGCCUGAGCGAGGAGACCCCCACUAGCCUCUCCGCCUACGCAGUGCCCCCAGCCUCAGCCCUGCCCACACAGCAGUACGCCAGGUCCCUGCCUGUGUCCGUGCCCAUCUGGACCUUCAAGGAAAAGAGGACAGAAGCACGGUCAUCGGAUGAAGAGAACGGGCCGCCCUCCUCGCCAGACCUGGACCGCAUCGCAGCGAGCAUGCGCGCGCUGGUGAUGCGGGAGGCCGAGGACACCCAGGUCUUCGGGGACCUGCCACGACCUCGACUAAACACCAGCGACUUCCAGAAGCUGAUACGGAAAUACUGAGGCCCCCGGAGAGCCUCCUGGCCCAGUGUCCGCCGGUCCUACACUACACCCCGCCCCCCAGACCCGCCAAUCGGAGUCCGACCCCUUUCAGCCUUCCACCCCCUUCUGCGCCAGGCGCGGGGCCUGUCCAGUGCUCCACAGGCUGUCGCCCCUUUUCCUGCCCAGCGACAGAUUGUUUCUAUUAAGGGACUGGCUUGCUCUCCAAUCGGGAGUGGCUAGUUCUAAACCCUAAAUGGGUGGAUUCGCGUCUUUUUCUGCCUAGCGACAAGGGCUUUGCUCGCACGGCAUUGGCUCUAACCCUGAAAGAGCGUAGCCAAGGCCCAGGAUUGGGUGGUGGCGCUCCGUUCAGACGGUGAAUGGGCAGCUUCAUUUGAUUGGCUGGAAUCCUGUAAAGGUCUACACCAAUCUGCCAGUCACCACGGGCCCUUCCUAAAUUCUUCUACCUGAUUGGGUCCAGCCUCCUGGGGGCGUGGCCAAGCCCUUCUGUGCCCAGGAUGAGCCUGUGGCCUUAAAUCUAGGUUCUUGACACUACAGGGUCUAAGGUUUUUUUACUAAGUCCUGACAGCUGGGCGCUGGCCCCUCAGGGAUGGCCCGGCCCUGCCCUGCGCCUGACACACUCACUGGGUCCAUCCCGUAACAGCCUGCCAAUCGGAAGCCCGUCCUUCCAUCCAGGACGUCCCCAGCUCCCGCCCUCUCCCCUUCCCCCGAGGUGCCUUAAAGGGCCCUUGUCCACCCAAGGUGGGGGCAGGGGCCCUCACUCUCCGGCCCUGAUGUCGGGGGGAGUUGGGGGGUGGGGAUCGCGAGUUGGGAGGGGCGCUCUGAGAUUAAAGAGUUUUACCGCUGUUACAUGAGCUUGAAA
Myotis brandtii (Brandt's bat) is the source of this 1696-nucleotide messenger RNA. It is a transcript of the gene AKT1S1, whose product is annotated as AKT1 substrate 1 (proline-rich). Bases 187 to 837 code for a protein of 216 amino acids. Gene Ontology annotation, biological process: negative regulation of protein kinase activity; neurotrophin TRK receptor signaling pathway; negative regulation of TOR signaling. The record is from RefSeq and is a predicted model, not a curated record. The transcript is spliced from 6 exons. NCBI's taxonomy places the organism in Eukaryota, Metazoa, Chordata, Mammalia, Chiroptera, Vespertilionidae. Gene Ontology annotation, cellular component: cytoplasm.